AUGAGUGGUUUGGAAUCUUUGGAUUUGAGUUUCAACAAAUUCUCAGGAAAUAUCCCACAAUCUUUAGCAUCAAUAGGUUUUCUUGGACAUUUGAACCUAUCUUACAAUAACUUGAGUGGCAGGAUCCCAAGAGAACCUCACUUUGACACAUUGAGUGGAGAUGGUUCAGCCUAUGCCAACAACAGUUUGUUGUGUGGCUUCUACACAAACCACACUUGCGAGGGUGAUCAGAUCAGCAAUGCUACUGAUAAAACUCCAUACGAAAGUUAUGAAGAUAAUAAAAACGAUGCUAAAGAGAAGUUGUUGUUGUAUGCCAUCGUUUCCCUGGGGUUUGGAGUAGGAUUCUGGGGCUUAUUCCUUGUUUUGCUUUUGAAAAAAGAGAAAUGGUGGUUUGGGUAUCGGAUAUUGGUUGAUGUUGUUGCACUGAGAGUGGCCAACUGUUUGUAA
Messenger RNA from Papaver somniferum (opium poppy), 447 nucleotides. Its product is annotated as putative receptor like protein 25. The record is from RefSeq and is a predicted model, not a curated record. Gene Ontology annotation, molecular function: protein binding. The coding region runs from base 1 to 447 and encodes 148 amino acids. NCBI's taxonomy places the organism in Eukaryota, Viridiplantae, Streptophyta, Magnoliopsida, Ranunculales, Papaveraceae. The transcript has a single exon.